AUGUAUCCACCUGCUGCUCCUCCACCAGUUCACCCCACCAAUUCACCCCACCAGUUCAUCCCACCAGUUCACUCCACCAAUCCACCCCACCAACUCACCCCACCAGUUCAUCCCACCAGUUCACUCGCCCAGUUCACUCCACCAGUUCACCCCACCAACUCACCCCACCAGUUCACCCCGCCGGUUCAUCCCACCAGUUCAUCCCACCAGUUCACUCCACCAGUUCACCCCACCAGUUCACCCCACCAGUUCAUCUCACCAGUUCACCCCACCAGUUCACCUCACCAGUUCACCCCACCAAUUCAUCCCACCAGUUCACUCGCCCAGUUCACUCCACCAGUUCACCCCACCAACUCACCCCACCAGUUCACCCCGCCGGUUCAUCCCACCAGUUCAUCCCACCAGUUCACUCCACCAGUUCACCCCACCAGUUCACCCCACCAGUUCAUCUCACCAGUUCACCCCACCAGUUCACCUCACCAGUUCACCCCACCAAUUCAUCCCACCAGUUCACUCGCCCAGUUCACUCCACCAGUUCACCCCACCAACUCACCCCACCAGUUCACCCCGCCGGUUCAUCCCACCAGUUCAUCCCACCAGUUCACUCCACCAGUUCACCCCACCAGUUCACCCCACCAGUUCAUCUCACCAGUUCACCCCACCAGUUCACCUCACCAGUUCACCCCACCAAUUCAUCCCACCAGUUCACUCGCCCAGUUCACUCCACCAGUUCACCCCACCAACUCACCCCACCAGUUCACCCCGCCGGUUCAUCCCACCAGUUCAUCCCACCAGUUCACUCCACCAGUUCACCCCACCAGUUCACCCCACCAGUUCAUCUCACCAGUUCACCCCACCAGUUCACCUCACCAGUUCACCCCACCAAUUCAUCCCACCAGUUCACUCGCCCAGUUCACUCCACCAGUUCACCCCACCAACUCACCCCACCAGUUCACCCCGCCGGUUCAUCCCACCAGUUCAUCCCACCAGUUCACUCCACCAGUUCACCCCACCAGUUCACCCCACCAGUUCAUCUCACCAGUUCACCCCACCAGUUCACCUCACCAGUUCACCCCACCAAUUCAUCCCACCAGUUCACUCGCCCAGUUCACUCCACCAGUUCACCCCACCAACUCACCCCACCAGUUCACCCCGCCGGUUCAUCCCACCAGUUCAUCCCACCAGUUCACUCCACCAGUUCACCCCACCAGUUCACCCCACCAGUUCAUCUCACCAGUUCACCCCACCAGUUCACCUCACCAGUUCACCCCACCAAUUCAUCCCACCAGUUCACUCGCCCAGUUCACUCCACCAGUUCACCCCACCAACUCACCCCACCAGUUCACCCCGCCGGUUCAUCCCACCAGUUCAUCCCACCAGUUCACUCCACCAGUUCACCCCACCAGUUCACCCCACCAGUUCAUCUCACCAGUUCACCCCACCAGUUCACCUCACCAGUUCACCCCACCAAUUCAUCCCACCAGUUCACUCGCCCAGUUCACUCCACCAGUUCACCCCACCAACUCACCCCACCAGUUCACCCCGCCGGUUCAUCCCACCAGUUCAUCCCACCAGUUCACUCCACCAGUUCACCCCACCAGUUCACCCCACCAGUUCAUCUCACCAGUUCACCCCACCAGUUCACCUCACCAGUUCACCCCACCAAUUCAUCCCACCAGUUCACUCGCCCAGUUCACUCCACCAGUUCACCCCACCAACUCACCCCACCAGUUCACCCCGCCGGUUCAUCCCACCAGUUCAUCCCACCAGUUCACUCCACCAGUUCACCCCACCAGUUCACCCCACCAGUUCAUCUCACCAGUUCACCCCACCAGUUCACCUCACCAGUUCACCCCACCAAUUCAUCCCACCAGUUCACUCGCCCAGUUCACUCCACCAGUUCACCCCACCAACUCACCCCACCAGUUCACCCCGCCGGUUCAUCCCACCAGUUCAUCCCACCAGUUCACUCCACCAGUUCACCCCACCAGUUCACCCCACCAGUUCAUCUCACCAGUUCACCCCACCAGUUCACCUCACCAGUUCACCCCACCAAUUCAUCCCACCAGUUCACUCGCCCAGUUCACUCCACCAGUUCACCCCACCAACUCACCCCACCAGUUCACCCCGCCGGUUCAUCCCACCAGUUCAUCCCACCAGUUCACUCCACCAGUUCACCCCACCAGUUCACCCGACCNCCACAUGCAUCACCCUAUUGCCCUGUUGCAGUGUCCAAACCCACUAACUUGUAGUAAAUUUUAA
This is a messenger RNA of Hyalella azteca, 2262 nucleotides long. Its product is annotated as proline-rich extensin-like protein EPR1. The record is from RefSeq and is a predicted model, not a curated record. The transcript has a single exon. The coding region runs from base 1 to 2262 and encodes 753 amino acids. NCBI's taxonomy places the organism in Eukaryota, Metazoa, Arthropoda, Malacostraca, Amphipoda, Hyalellidae.